Molecule: messenger RNA, 1270 nt
Organism: Harpegnathos saltator (Jerdon's jumping ant)
Lineage: Eukaryota; Metazoa; Arthropoda; Insecta; Hymenoptera; Formicidae
Gene: Pmm2
Product: phosphomannomutase
Exons: 5
Coding region: 152-940 (262 amino acids)
Biological process (GO): protein N-linked glycosylation; mannose metabolic process; GDP-mannose biosynthetic process
Cellular component (GO): cytosol
Molecular function (GO): phosphomannomutase activity
Source: RefSeq, a predicted model, not a curated record
UGCGGAUUUGCUAAUGGAUUAUAAUGUACGUUGCGUGUAUAUAUACCUUCACGGAGCAACGGUAAAAGCGAUUUGCCAGUAAACUGCGGAAGAGAUACUUCGUCGGACGUCUGAUUUUCUUUUUUUGGCUGUUUAAACAUAACUUUGCAUAAUGUCAAAAAAGAUUAUUUGCUUGUUUGACGUCGACGGCACACUCACUGAACCACGACAGCCAAUUAGUCCCAAUAUAGAAAAGUACCUUUUGGAAACAGUGAAAAAAGAAUUUGAUAUUGCGGUAGUUGGGGGAUCUGAUUUGUGCAAAAUUAAAGAGCAACUAGGUGGUGAGAAUCUGUUUGAAAAGUACAAGUAUGUUUUUGCAGAGAAUGGCCUUAUCGCUUUUAAGGAUGGCAAGGCUUUGCCGUCACAAUCAAUUCAGGAUAUGCUCGGAGAGGAUAUGCUACAAGACUUCCUGAAUUUUGUAUUGCAUUACAUAUCAGAAUUGAAAUUACCAUUCAAACGUGGAACUUUUGUAGAGUUCCGCACAGGCAUGUUGAAUAUUUCGCCAGUAGGACGAAAUUGCAGCAAGAAGGAGCGCGAAAUGUUUAACGAAUACGAUAAUGAAAAUCACAUUCGCAAAAAAUUUAUACAGACUCUUAAGAAAGAGUUUCCUGAUUUGGCACUGACUUACAGUAUUGGGGGACAAAUUUCUUUCGACGUAUUCCCGUUUGGUUGGGACAAGACAUAUUGCUUGCGUCAUAUUCAAGGCUACGAUGAGAUACAUUUCUUUGGCGAUAAAACGGCCGAAGGUGGUAACGAUUAUGAAAUUUAUGAGAGCGAUUUGACGAUAGGACAUUGCAUCACAUGUCCCAAAGACACGAUCAACCAACUCAACGUCCUUUUGGCGCUCGUGAAAGAAAGUAGAGAAAAGGAGCAACUUAGUGUGCCGAUGCAAUGUGUCUAAUGUAACUGUGGCCUAAACUCGAAGUAUGUUUCUAAGUCGAGAUGUAGAAUGAUACUUUCACUACGGUAUACAAUGACGCAGAUGCAAUUCGUUCUUACGCGUAAAAUUUUCUUUAUACUUCAUCCAUACUGAUUCUAUUGCAUUCCUGAUAAUAAGAAUGCUAUUUAUAAGUAUGCAACAUCUUUAAAUGAUUUUUUUGAAAAUUCUAUACGGAAUGUGUUUCCACACGUAUUUAAGGAUGCGUGUAUACUCUUUAUAUUUAUAUAUGGUUUAUUCGUUAUAGUUUAAUGUGCAAAGGUUAUGAAUGUUGAAUAAAAACGUUUAUCAGUA